AUGGACAUUUACCAAGAUAGCAAAUUUCUUUCCCUAGAGAAGGUGCUAGAUGAUGAAAGUGCGGAUGCAAUCGGCCUACCUUUCUUGUUUCUGAAGGCCAUCACAAAUGAUUUCUCUGAGUCAAUCGGUGCUGGAGGGUUUGGAGAGGUUUACAAGGGAACCAUUCGAAAUGGAAUGAUUGCAGUGAAGAAGCUUUAUGAUCAGUCAGAGAUUCUAGAGGAGAAUUUCCAAAGUGAGGUUGGUUGUCACGUAGAGGUCAAGCACAAAAACAUAGUACGGUUUCUAGGGUACUGUUCUGAGACCCAACAUGUAAUGGCAUCGUACAAAGGAAAAAAUGUGUGGGCAGAUGUGCGCCAAAGACUGCUUUGCUUUGAAUACCUAAGUAAAGGGAGCCUUGCCAAAUAUCUCAACGAUCCAUCUUCUGAAUGUCAGUGGACGGUGCGCUACCAAAUAAUUAAGGGAAUUUGUGAGGGCCUGGGUUAUCUUCACCAGCACAAUAUUAUUCACAUGGAUCUCAAACCUCAAAAUAUACUACUGGGUGAUAGCAUGGUGCCCAAAAUUGCAGACUUUGGUCUUUCAAGGCGCUUCAGUGAAAACCAAAGCAGGACUAUUACUGAAAAAAUAGUUGGGACGCUGCGAUAUUUGGCACCAGAACUUUUAAGCCACAGAACAAUAACAUUCAAGACAGACAUCUAUAGUCUAGGUGUUGUAAUCAUAGAGAUUUUGAUGGGACGUAAUGAAUGCGCCAACGUUGACAUGGUGCUCGAAUUUUGGGCGAACACGUCUGUGACAACAGAGAUCCUUCCACUACUCGAACAAGUAAAAGUAUGUGCUGAGAUAGGAAUAAGUUGCAAGGACAACAACCCAAGGAAGAGGCCGGCUAUACAAGAUAUUAUCCGUAGGCUUGAUGAAAUGGAUAUUCCAAACUCCUCUGUUAGAAGUGUCGCAGGUACUUCAUCAGGAGGGCAGUUAGUGGAUGAUAUGAUGAUGUCCAUGACUAUUUCAUCUGCACUAUCCCAACGAGAACAAUCAGCAUUUGGUACCUUCUACCAGCAUCAUGGACUGGCCAAAAUAGCAUUCAAGCCAAUGCUAAUUAGUGCAUCCUUGACGCCAGAAGAGACAACCCCUAACGUAAGAUAG
Miscanthus lutarioriparius is the source of this 1140-nucleotide messenger RNA. NCBI's taxonomy places the organism in Eukaryota, Viridiplantae, Streptophyta, Magnoliopsida, Poales, Poaceae. The record is from the annotation of a GenBank genome assembly.